Messenger RNA from Paramecium tetraurelia, 1227 nucleotides. RefSeq lists its product as uncharacterized. Gene Ontology annotation, molecular function: protein serine/threonine kinase activity; ATP binding. The record is from RefSeq and is a predicted model, not a curated record. Lineage: Eukaryota; Ciliophora; Oligohymenophorea; Peniculida; Parameciidae. The transcript is spliced from 5 exons. Gene Ontology annotation, biological process: peptidyl-serine phosphorylation; intracellular signal transduction.
AUGCAGACAUUAAAUGAUUAUGAAAUAAUAGAAAAAUUAGGUUCUGGUUCUUAUGGGGAUGUAAUGUUGGCCAAAUAGAAAGAAAGCGGAUUAUUAGUUGCAAUUAAAACCUUAGAGAAAAGAUUAUUAAUAAAGGUUAGCUAAUUGAUUUAUAAAAAGGAAAAAAAAUAAUAUUAGGUUUUUAUUGAAAAAGAAGUCUUAACUUAAGUGAAGCAUCCUGGGUUGAUUAAUUUAAUUGCUAGUUUUCAGAGUUCAUCAUAAAUAUAUUUAGUGCUAGAAUUUGUAGAGGGGGGGGAUUUUGCAAAUUUUCUAAAAAUUAAUAAAAAUAUUUCAUAAUAAAAUAUAGUUUUUUAUUCAGCAGAGAUUGUAAGCAUAUUAGAAUAGUUACAUUCAAAUGGAAUAGCUCAUAGGGAUGUAAAACCAGAAAACAUUAUGGUGGCCAAUAAUCUACAUAUAAAGAUGAUUGACUUUGGAACUGCAAAUUUUUUUGAUGAGAGAGGAUUAAAUGAGAGUGUAAGAGACAAAUUAAAUGAAUUACGAGAGAUUAGUUAACAAGAUGAAAGAUUCAUGGAUGAAAUUGAUUAAUAUUAAUAAAAACACAAGGCUACAUUUGUUGGGACAGCUGAAUAUGUAUCACCAGAGUUAUUAGAGGAUGAUAUAUGUGGUCCUUAAUCAGAUUUAUGGGCAUUGGGGUGCAUAAUUUAUAAAAUGUUCACAGGAACAACUCCUUUUUGUGAUUAGACAGAAUAUUUAGUAUUUUAGAAGGUCAGGGCUUGCUAGUAUUAAAACAGCAAUAAAAUUCCUUAGGAUGCAAUGGAUUUAAUAAGCAAACUAUUGGUAAGAGAUCCAUUGAGCAGAUUGGGAGGAGGAUUACCUAAUUCAAAGAAUACCUAUAGGGAACUUAAGAGCCAUCCUUUCUUUAAGGAGAUAAAUUGGGAUUAAUUAUGGAGUAUCAAGGGACCAGAUGAUGUUUAAAUUCAUUUGAAGAAGUCGACUUCAACAUAGGAAUUAUAGUUAAAGAAACAAAGUUCAGCUUUGAAACCAGAAGUAGUAUUGACUGGAUUAGUGAAUAAGAAGACUGGUUGGAUGAUUUAUAAGUUACGUAAUAUGAUUCUAUAUGAUUACGAAAUUCCAAAAUUGGAAUAUUUUGACCCUAAUACAGGAAUGAAGAAAGUAAGUUAAGAAUUUAUGAUUAAAAGGGAUAAAUUAUUUUGGAUAAGAAUGUGA